UCGCCCUCCCUUCCUCUUUCUCUCCGUCACGUGGGAAAAGAACCCGGGUUCGCUCUCAGCGUGCCUCUUUACGCACGGAAGAGAAACACUGCUGCCUCCGCCGCCGCCGCCGCGUGGGUUGCGCCUCCUCUCCCCUUCCUUCCUUCCCUGCCUUCCCUCCUUCUCCUCCUGAUUUGGGAAGCCGCCUUCGGGCUCAGUCCAUCGCCUUGUAAGGGAGCGCCCUUCUUCUCCUGGAGGACACCAUGAAGCCCCUGCUUCUGCCCCUUCGGCUCGCCCUCUUCGCCUGCCUUUCUCUCCCGUUGGUAAAAUCUGAUGAAAAUAAUCCUGAGACUCCCCCCUCGCUUCCUUCAAAUUCUUCAAUAACAGGUCCUUCAAUUUCAACAAGCAGUGCUACUUCCAAGCCCACUCCACCGGCAGUGAACACCACAGGUGCCCCUUCUGUGAUUUCUAAUUCCACAGCCAAACCCACAACUGUUGCCAAGACCACUGCAACCUCCAAACCCACAUCUCCUCCCAAAGAUGUCUCUACUGAAGCUGUAAAACCCACACCAGCGAAGCCUAAUGUGACCAUCACAACUCCGAAGCCAGUAUUGCCGUCUGUAACUGUGAUAGUAACUCCAAAAGCUGCGGCCGCUCAAGCAUCACCAUCAGGUUUCAGUGCUGCCAGCUUUAUAGGAGGCAUUCUGCUGACAUUAGGGCUUCUGGCGAUUGGCUACGUUGGAUGCAAAACCUACCAUUCCAAAAGGGGUGUUCAGUAUCGGACCAUUGAUGAACAUGAUGCCAUCAUUUAAAGUCAGUUCUCAAAAGAAACAAAAGGUGAAACUCCCCCAUACAAGCAUCCCGCAAAAUAGGCCUUAAUGUAAAAAAUUGAUGACAAUUUACUACAGUGUCUAAUUCGUUUCUUGAUGUCCACCUCCCAGCAAGACUGUGAGUAUCACCAUCGGGAUACUUCAGAGUGUUUCAGAUGAAGAGCUCGAAAGAGACUACACAAUUGUUGCCUUUUUCAAUGACCACUUUUGCAAAUGUUUUUAAUGGGAAGAACUUAGUUAAACAUUGCCGCUACUUCACUGUUACAUACAGAAGAUUCGAGACAUCACUUCCACGAUAAAACACGCCUUGUAAUAUCAGUGCUGUGGCAACACACUCACCCUCUGCCUCACUGUACAUUGCGUGGUCUUUCUUUGUAGAAGAAUUGAACCAAACCAUACUGAACAAAAUAACAGUUUCCUUUCCAAGAUGGAUCCAAAAGCAACAUCCUCUGAUUGUUUGUCUUAGUUUUGUGGAUUGAGGGGAAAUAUUUUUUGUUAAUAAUCUGGGGAAUGUCAAACAUUGUGUGUGUCUUCUUGAAUGUUUUAGAAAAAUAUUUGUCUGCUUUCCAAUGCCAAGAAAUAGAUGCAAGGAAUGGGGUGUGUGCUGUUACACUGAGGGUUGCUUCGGUUGAGGGAAUAAUUAUCUUUGUGUUGCUUUUGAAAAGUCGUUUUGGUGAAGUGCCUGCUGAAAUUUGGGACAUGAAUAACUUUGUUUUUGUUCCACAUCUUCUAGACUUACACAAAGUUGUUAUGUAUUAAGAAUUAUUUUAUGGGAAUAAUUAUCUUUGUGUCUUUUUGAAAAGUCAUUUUUGUGAAGUGCCUGCUGAAAUUUGGGACAUGAAUAACGUUGUUCUUGUCCCACAUCUAGACUUACACAAAGUUGUUAUGUAUUAAGUUAAGAGUUAACACUGUCUUGGAAAAGUUGCGCUUCCAGCUUCACGGCACAUAAAAAGAGUCAUUCAACUGGU
Messenger RNA from Anolis sagrei ordinatus, 1777 nucleotides. RefSeq names its product transmembrane protein 123 (gene TMEM123). The record is from RefSeq and is a predicted model, not a curated record. Gene Ontology annotation, cellular component: cytoplasmic vesicle. NCBI's taxonomy places the organism in Eukaryota, Metazoa, Chordata, Lepidosauria, Squamata, Anolidae.